Messenger RNA from Annulohypoxylon truncatum, 664 nucleotides. RefSeq lists its product as uncharacterized. The transcript has a single exon. The annotation marks the transcript as partial. The record is from RefSeq and is a predicted model, not a curated record. NCBI's taxonomy places the organism in Eukaryota, Fungi, Ascomycota, Sordariomycetes, Xylariales, Hypoxylaceae.
UAUGUGCGUAUAGCUUUCACUCACAUUUUUAAUUAAUACAGAUGGUGCAUCCUUUCUGUGCUCCACAGGAACUCUCCUUGAGCUUUUUCAUAACCAAUACAAAACCUUUAAACGAUACUUAAAAGUUCAUCAACUAUUAAUCAGAUUGCCAAGAUGUUGACUUGGAUAUGUAGAAUGUUCACAUUGCCAAUCUGGCCGGUCACAUAUUUCUGUGAUAAGAUGAGAUCACUGAUCGAUAACUGGAAGUUAUCUGGAGAUAAUUGGACAGAUCCAGCACUAAAGCAACAUACGGACGAUAAUACCAAGCUAGCUGUCCUUUGGAGAGAAACCAGGAGGAUAAACACCGUCUUCAUUUCAAUCACUGUCGAUACUCAGGACUUAGACCAAAGUCUAAUUACUGGUAUUGGAGUGUCUACUUGGCGCCCGGAUUUCUUAGGGGAUUCUUACACAAGCUGUUACCAUUGGCAAGUCGAAGAUAUAAGCGUUCUUGACAGUAAACGCGUGCCAAACAAUAGUCACACUCUUACCUUUGCUAAAAGGGGGACAAUCAAAAAAGAUCAAAUAGGGGCAACGGUCAACGAUAUUUUUGAGUCUUUGAGGACUAAAUUCCAAAGAAUAGUUGUCGUCGGAUACGAUAUCGGCACCACGCUAGAGCUACUGAGAG